This is a messenger RNA of Ixodes scapularis (black-legged tick), 1354 nucleotides long. RefSeq names its product connectin-like. The record is from RefSeq and is a predicted model, not a curated record. Bases 194 to 1354 code for a protein of 386 amino acids. NCBI's taxonomy places the organism in Eukaryota, Metazoa, Arthropoda, Arachnida, Ixodida, Ixodidae. Gene Ontology annotation, molecular function: protein binding. The transcript has 2 exons.
CGCUGACCGUUUCGCCGAAACAGCGGAGCAGCGCCGGCGAUCCCGACCGCGUCGACCGCAGCCUCCGUCGCUCUCGCCGUCGGCACAGUCACUCGGCGGAGCUCAGCUGCGGCGGAAGGGAGGACGCCGCUCGCCCGCCGCCGAAGGAUACCCACGCUCUCGUUUCGCGGCCUCCGGCACCGACGGCAGCGGCAUGUGGACGACCGGGUGCCCCGCACGCCUCCUCCGGGAACAGGGCUUCGGACCGCGGUAUCUCAAGCUCUUCCUAAUCUUCCUCACGGCAACAUUCCAAGCGGGAGCGUCAGAAGCCGAGGACCUCGUACCCAACCUCUGCAAUCUCAUCGACCAAGCGCUAUACUGCCGCUGCGACACGGACGAUAUCACUGAUGACGCGACCGAAGUGACUUGCUACGUGGUGAAAGACAUCGCCGAAGCCGACAUCGUCUUCAAAGCCUUCGCGAAGCAGCCGUCCAUCGUCUCGAUUGUGUUCAGUUCGCUCAGUGAGGACCAUCACUUAAAGUUUGUUCCUUCCGACGUCCUGCCACAUGCUCCCGUCUUGGAGCGUCUUAAGUUCUCCCAGGCGGAGUUGGGUGUUUUGAAGACACACGCCUUCUACAACCUGACGAAACUGGCGGUGCUGUCCCUCGACUCCAACGAGAUAACGGAACUGGAGACGGACUGCAUCUCGCAUCUGCCUCGCCUGAAGAAGCUGGAACUGGCGGACAACAAGCUAAAGAAGAUGCCUGCGCGAGCCCUGUCUCACCUACCGUCGCUGACGCAAUUGUUCCUGGAGCGGAACAAGAUGACGGUCAUAGAGGACUUUGCCUUCGCGGGCCUCGGCAAGGUUAAAGAGCUAGACCUCAGCGACAACUCCAUCGAGGCCCUCACCGAGCAUAGCUUCAAGGGCCUGUCGCGGGUCCUCAGGCUCGACAUGUUUCGAAACAAGCUGAAGAGGCUGGAAGCCCGGGUCUUCGGCGGCUUGUCGUCCCUGGUGGAGCUCGAUCUCAAGUACAACGAGAUCUCCGAGGUCGAUCCGCUGGCCUUCGACGGUCUGCCGCACCUGACCAUCGUUUACCUCUCGUUCAACCGGCUCCGCGUCCUGCCGGCGCACAUGUUCAUGGGAGCUCCCAACCUUGUGACCGUGGACCUGUCGCAGAACCAGCUGGUCACGCUUACCUGGAGGACUGUCCAGGACUUGAGGAAGAUUGACGCUGAGUCCUUCGACAUGAGCCUCACUGGUCAGUGUUUUGUUUUGUUUUAUUUCUGUUCCCUUGUACUCGAGAAGCUUCUGCAUAGAUAUUGCCCCAUGGUAUCUUCGCCACGUUCUUUCGAACACACUGCGCCGUCGUGCUAG